This is a messenger RNA of Nakaseomyces glabratus, 1854 nucleotides long. It is a transcript of the gene PRM15, whose product is annotated as phosphoribomutase PRM15. Gene Ontology annotation, molecular function: phosphopentomutase activity; magnesium ion binding. Gene Ontology annotation, biological process: carbohydrate metabolic process; purine ribonucleoside salvage. The record is from RefSeq and is a predicted model, not a curated record. NCBI's taxonomy places the organism in Eukaryota, Fungi, Ascomycota, Saccharomycetes, Saccharomycetales, Saccharomycetaceae. Gene Ontology annotation, cellular component: nucleus.
AUGUCUACGACUGAUAUACCGGUGGAAUUAAGAACUGCGAUCGAAUCAUGGCUACAGCUAGAUAAGAAUGAGGAGACUAGGAAUGAAGUGAUUAAGCUUUGCAAUGAUCAAAAUUGGGAUGAAUUACAUAAGAGGUUUGACUCCAGGAUAGUGUUUGGUACUGCUGGUUUAAGAGCUCGGAUGGAAGCAGGUACUAAUAGGCUAAACAAAUUGGUGAUUUUACAGGCGUCCCAGGGAUUAGCAACAUACAUCAAGGAUAAAUUCCCUCAAAAUUUAACAGCGGUAGUGGGUCAUGAUCACAGAUAUCAUUCACAAGAAUUCGCACAGGUUACUGCUGCGACAUUUAUAAGAGCGGGAUUCAAAGUUUACUACCUCAACCCCCACGAUGAAUUUGUUCACACUCCUAUGGUGCCCUAUAGUGUAGACCAUCUCAAUGCCUCUGUUGGUGUUAUGAUUACUGCCAGUCAUAACCCGAAAAUGGAUAAUGGCUAUAAGGUAUAUUAUACCAAUGGCUGUCAAAUAAUACCACCUCAUGACCAUGGCAUUGCUGAGACUAUUAAUAAUAACUUGGAACCAUGGUCAACCGAUUGGAACUUUACUAAGAUCUUAUCAAAUGCAGAGACAGAUGGAAAAAUUGAAUAUGUUAGAAAGAGAAUGUUGACUUCAUAUUUGAAUUCAGUAGUAAAUCAGCUUAUUCAAAGAGAUUUUGCUGCCCCAGAUGAAAAGCCCUGGUUUGUGUAUACACCAAUGCAUGGAGUUGGCCAUCAGAUUUUUAGCACUAUUUUAAAUGAAUCUCUUAAUUUGAAAGACAAUAUUGACUAUAUCACAGUUCCUGAGCAAAAAGAUCCAGAUCCUUCCUUUAGAACAGUUAGUUUUCCAAACCCAGAGGAGAAAGGUGCUUUGAAUUUAGCAAUUACGUUGGCUGAAGCCAAUGGAAUUAAGUUAGUUUUAGCGAAUGAUCCAAACGCCGACAGGUUUUCUGUUGCUGUUAGAGAUGACAGUAAAAAUGAGUGGAAGCAGUUAACAGGGAAUGAAAUUGGUUUACUUUUUGCCUUUUAUGAAUUCAAAAUGUAUCAAAAGGCUGCAGACAAGGGUAUUAAAAACAAACCUUUGGCUAUGCUUAAUUCAACGGUAUCUGCUCAGGUUAUCAAAAGGAUGGCUGAGAAAGAGGGUUUCCUUUACAAAGACACAUUGACAGGGUUCAAAUGGAUUGGAAAUGAAGCUGCAAAACUUGAGGAGAAAGGCUAUUUUGUUCCAUUCGGCUAUGAAGAAGCUAUCGGUUAUAUGUUCCCAGCUAUGGAGCAUGACAAAGAUGGUGUCAGUGCAGCCAUAGUCUUCUUGCAAGCUUACGCCAACUGGCUACAAUCUUCAUCCAACCCUAUUGAUAUAAUCCACGAAUGCUAUGAUAAAUAUGGAGUUUCAGCCGAGUAUAAUGGUUAUUAUAUUGUAUCAGAUCCGUCUAAAACAGACAAAGUUUUUGAAUCUAUAAGGUCCUCCUAUACAUCAAUGGGAUUAAGUUUUCCUGAGUCAAUCGGUGAGCAUUUUAGAGUAACUGAGUUUAGAGAUUUAACUAUUGGAUUUGAUUCAACAACAGCUGAUAAAAAACCUUUACUACCUGUAGAUAAGAAUUCCCAGAUGAUUACUAUUACUGCCGUUCCUUCUGGUGCCUCUAAUACUGGCGAGUCUGUUAGGUUCACAAUAAGAGGAUCUGGAACUGAACCCAAAUUGAAAGUAUAUAUUGAAGGAAUAAGUUCCACUGAGGGACGUGCACGUAUUCUUGCAAAAAGUCUUUGGGAGACCUUAAAACAUGAAUGGUUUAAACCCUCUUCAAAUGGAUUAUCCACAGACUUUUAG